AGCACUCCGAAAGACUUGGAGGUCGAUCGGCCUUUGACAUACUUGUAGGCGGGCGCUAUGGUGCCGGAGUCGCUGUCCGGCUUCGUGGACAUCCGCGCGGCAGCGCCGUCGUUCUUAGUCGCGGCUUUGGCGUUGUACAUCCUGGUGGAGCAGCUGUCCUACCACCGAAAGAAGGGCCCCCUGCCCGGCCCGCCGCUCGUCCUGCCGUUCUUCGGGAACAUCGCGCACUUGAUCCGCGACCCGACCGGGUACUGGGACGGGCUGGCGGCGCGCGCCAGGGAGUCUGGUGUGGGGCUCGCGGCGGACUUCUUUCUCGGGCGGUUCAUCGUGUUCAUCCGUGACACCGAGCUGACCCACCGCGUGUUGGCCAACGUACGCCCCGACGCGUUCCACUUCAUCGGACACCCCUUCGGCAAGAAGCUCUUCGGCGACCACAAUCUCAUCUAUAUGUUCGGCGAGGACCACAAGGAGCUGCGCCGCCGGAUCGCUCCAAACUUCACGCCGCGCGCGCUCUCCACCUACGCCGCCAUCCAGCAGCGCGUCAUCAUUGCGCACCUCCGCAGGUGGCUCGACUGGAGCGCUGCCCAAGGCGGGAAUGCCUUCUCGAUGCGGGACCCCUGUCGCGACAUGAACCUGGAGACCUCGCAGACGGUGUUCGUGGGACCGUACCUGACCGAGGAGGCGCGGGAGAGGUUCGAGAGGGACUACAACCUUUUCAACGUCGGCCUCAUGGCGAUGCCCGUAGACCUGCCCGGGUUCGCGUUCCGGCGCGCGAAGCAGGGCGUGGCGCGGCUGGUGCGCACGCUCGGGGAUUGCGUACGGCAGAGCAAGGCGCGAAUGCGCGCCGGCGGCGAGCCCGAGUGCCUGGUGGACUACUGGAUGCAGGAGACUCUGCGGGAGUUCGACGAGGCGGCGGCGGCGGGACGUCCGCCGCCGGCGCACACCGACGACGAGCAGAUCGGCGGCUACGUGUUCGACUUCCUCUACGCGGCGCAAGACGCUUCCACGUCCUCCCUCUGCUGGGCUGUGUCCGCGCUCGACUCCCAUCCAGACGUGCUCGCCUGCAUGCGUGCCGAGGUGGCAGCGGUCUGGUCGCCGGACUCGGGCGAGCCCAUCACCGCGGAGCAGAUGGCGGAGAUGAGGUACACCCAGGCCGUGGCGCGCGAGGUGAUCCGGUACCGGCCCCCGGCGACAAUGGUGCCGCACAUCGCCCGCGAGCCGUUCCAGCUGACGGAGUGGUACACGGUCCCCAAGGGCACCACCGUGUUCCCGUCGCUGUACGAGUCGUCGUUCCAGGGGUUCCAGGACCCGGAGGCGUUCGACCCGGAACGCUUCUUCUCGGAAGCGCGCCGCGAGGAUGUGGCGUACAAGCGCAACUUCCUAGCGUUCGGCGCCGGCGCGCACCAGUGCGUGGGUCAGCGGUACGCGCUCAACCACCUGGUGUUGUUCAUGGCACUGUUCGUGUCGGUGGUGGACUUCAAGCGGGACAGAAACAAGGGGUGCGACGAGCUGGUGUAUAUCCCGACCAUCGCGCCCAGGGAUGGCUGCGCCGUGUACCUCAAGCAGCGCUGCGCCAAGCUCCCAUCGCUCUAA
Phragmites australis (common reed) is the source of this 1593-nucleotide messenger RNA. Its product is annotated as cytochrome P450 710A1-like. The record is from RefSeq and is a predicted model, not a curated record. The coding region runs from base 58 to 1593 and encodes 511 amino acids. NCBI's taxonomy places the organism in Eukaryota, Viridiplantae, Streptophyta, Magnoliopsida, Poales, Poaceae. Gene Ontology annotation, molecular function: monooxygenase activity; iron ion binding; oxidoreductase activity, acting on paired donors, with incorporation or reduction of molecular oxygen. Gene Ontology annotation, biological process: sterol metabolic process. The transcript has a single exon.